Molecule: messenger RNA, 2492 nt
Organism: Phyllostomus discolor (pale spear-nosed bat)
Lineage: Eukaryota; Metazoa; Chordata; Mammalia; Chiroptera; Phyllostomidae
Gene: CCR2
Product: C-C motif chemokine receptor 2
Exons: 2
Coding region: 348-1472 (374 amino acids)
Biological process (GO): G protein-coupled receptor signaling pathway; positive regulation of monocyte chemotaxis; inflammatory response
Cellular component (GO): membrane; cytoplasm
Molecular function (GO): C-C chemokine receptor activity
Source: RefSeq, a predicted model, not a curated record
AGCCCAGAGCCGUUAGACUCAAGAGCAGAUUACAGGGUGUGCCUGCCUGCCUGCCUCUGAAGGUUGCAAAAGCAAGAUUUCAAAAUUAAUCCUACUCUGGAGACCUCGACCUAGUGUACAAAGUUCCUGGCUGGAAAAAGAAGAACUGUAUCAUUCUUUUGUUGUUGUUCUUCUUCUUCUUCAAACCUUUACCCUUACUCUUGUAUCCCCGCCUUCUCCUUCUGCAGGAAACUUUAUUUCCUACUUCUGCACACCCAGUUCCUACCUCCAGAUCUGCUCGGUUCUGUUGCUGAGAAGCCUGACACACCAGGGCCACUUGGAAGGAGCCAUCCACGGGACGCAGGGAGAUGGGCGACGAUAAAGACACGCUGACCCAGCUCGGCCACCCCAUGCUGGCCACAGCUCAUUCUCUGCUGGUGACGAACAUCAAGGGGUACGAGGAGGACACCACCUCCCCUUUCGACUACGGGGAAAGCGAGCCCUGCAAAAAAGUGGACGUGAAACGGAUCUCCGUCUGGCUCCUGCCUCUGCUGUACUCGAUGGUGUUCGCCGUCGGCUUCGUGGGCAACCUGCUGGUCGUGCUCACCCUGAUCAACUGCAAGAAGCUGAAGAGCAUGACUGACAUCUACCUGCUCAACCUGGCCAUCUCCGACCUGCUGCUGCUCCUGACUCUGCCGGUGUGGAUCCACUCUGUCACAAAUGAGUGGGUCUUGGGGGGCGUGAUGUGUAAAGUAAUCACAGGGGUGUAUCAGGUUGGUUAUUUUGGGGGGAUCUUCUUCAUCAUCCUCUUGACCAUUGACAGGUACCUGGCGAUCGUCCAUGCCGUGUUUGCUCUAAAAGCCAGGACGGUCACGUUCGGGGUGGCCACGAGUGGGGUCACGUGGGUGGUGGCCGCGUUUGCCUCUCUCCCGGGCAUCAUCUUCACCGAAACCAAACUUGAAGACGGUGCUCAUUUCUGUGGCCCUUACUUCCCGGUGGAAUGGAAGAAUUUCUAUUCAAUCAUGAGGACCAUCUUGGGCCUGGUCCUGCCGCUGCUGGUCAUGGUCAUCUGCUACUCGGGGAUCCUGAAGACCCUGCUCCGCUGUCGGAACGAGAAGAAGAGGCACAAGGCGGUGAGGCUCAUCUUCGUGAUCAUGAUCGGCUACUUCCUUUUCUGGACGCCCUACAACGUCACCCUCAUCCUGGACACCUUCCAGGUGUUCUUCGACGUGAGUAGCUGCGAGACCGCCAGCCAGCUGGACAAAGCCAUCCACGUGACAGAGACCCUGGGGAUGACGCACUGCUGCGUCAACCCCAUCAUCUACGCCUUCGUCGGCGAGAAGUUCAGACGCUACGUCUCCGUGUUCGUGCGAAAGCACAUCGCCAAACACCUCUGCAAACAGUGCCCGAUUUUCUACCGGGAGACCGUGGAUCGCGUGAGUUCAGGAUACACCCCUUCCACGGGGGAGCAGGAAGUCUCAGCCGGCUUGUAAAAAGGAGCAGCCGCCGGCUUGUUAUUUUUAAAGGGACAUGGCCAUCUCUCUAUGAUAGCACGCCUUGAGGGUUUGUUGAAGUAUACAGGUCUGCAAGUCUCUCAAGCAAGUGCCUAGGAACCUUGACAACCUUGACAUUGCAUGCACCUAGACAGACUCACGUCACCCCUUGUACAGCCGACGUGUCCUUGGGGAAUAUUCCAGAACAACCGUGGGCAGGGACUUGGACUCUGCAGCAAGCUCAUCUCAGUUCCGGGACAAUGCCCCAAUAGCCCGUGUUUAGCUCUCCCCCCGGUCUUCACCGUGUCUUUGCCCGCUCCCUGACUCCAGCAGUCUCUUUAACCAGGUGCCCGGGGAGACCGCCGUGGGUGGAGGGAGUGAGGGUGAGUGGGGUCGGCUGUGUGCACAGAGAGGAGGGGGCGUGAGUAUGGCGGAGCCUGGAUGAGGCUGAAAGUCAGGGGGUUGCUCGUUGGGCCCAGCAAGGACCGGUCCUUAGCCCCAUCUCCCACCGUGUUUGACUUUGCAGGCUGCCCCAGGCCCCGGAGAGCUCAGGGGCUGUAGUCGCUUUCUGACACCUUUGCUUGAGCCCCCUGAUCCUCUCCUCCAUAACUUCGUUUUCGAUUUAUUCUGCUUUAUCUAUACCGACCACGCACCCUACCUUUGCAAUCCAGUAGAUUCCCACUGUCCCCCAGUUUCUUCAGCUAAUCCCCCUGUAUAAAAGUGUGUACAAAUGGUUGUUUAUGAAAUACGCAUAAUCUAUAACAAGAUGAAAAAAAUAAAGCCCUUGUUUUGUUUUUCCAGGGAAAGGGGAGGGUUGCAGGUAGCAAUUAGGAGAAAGGGUGGGGACAAUGAGUCCCCCCAUCAGGGUGCAGGGCCGUAGCAGGAGUGAGAGCAGCCUUGGCUCAGCGGGGUGGGCAUUGUUCCUCAAAGCGAAAGGCUGUGGGUUCGAUUCCCAGUCAGGGCACAUGCCUGGGUUGCGGGCCAGGUCCCUGGCUGGGGGCUCGCAAGGGGCAAUCGAUU